AUGACAAAUCUGAGCCACCCUUCUGAAUUUGUGCUCUUGGGUUUCUCCUCUUUUGGUGAGCUGCAAGUUCUGCUGUGUGGGCCUUUCCUCAUGCUUUAUCUUCUUGCCUUCCUGGGAAACACUGUCAUCAUAGUCACAGUCAUAGCCAACACCAACCUACAUACUCCCAUGUACUUCUUCCCGGGUAACUUUUCACUGCUGGAGACCUUGGUGACCAUAACUACAGUGCCUAGGAUGCUUUCAGACAUGCUGGUACCCUGCAAAGUCAUUUCCUUCAAUGGCUGCAUGGCCCAGUUCUACUUCUACUUUUCCCUGGGUUCCACCUCCUUCCUCAUCCUGUCAGACAUGGCUCUUGACCGCUUUGUGGCCAUCUGCCAUCCACUGCGCUGUGGAACUUUGAUGAGCUGGGAUGUGUGUAUCCAGUUGGCAGGGGCUUCCUGGGCAGCUCCUUUCUUAGCCAUGGUGCCCACUGUCUUCUCCCAGGCUUAUCUCAGUUAUUGCCAUGACAACAUCAUUAACCACUUCUUCUGUGACAAUGCACCUCUGCUGCAACUGUCCUGCUCAGACACCAGCCUGCAGGAAUUCUGGGAAUUUGUGAUGGCCUUAGCCUUUGUCCUCAGUUCCUUCCUGGUGACCCUCAUCUCCUAUGGCUAUAUUGUGACCACUGUGCUGAGGAUCCCCUCUGCUAGUGGCCAUCAGAAGGCUUUCUCAACCUGUGGAUCCCACCUCACCUUGGUCUUCAUUGGCUACAGGUCUGGCACCAUCUUCCUUCAUGUCAGGUCUGGCAAAGAACAUUCUAUGGAAGUCAACAAGACUGUAGCCUUGGUGACAUCAGUCCUCACCCCCUUUCUCAAUAUCUUUAUCCUUACCCUCUGCAAUGAGACAGUCAAGGAAGUGCUACGGGGGCAGAUGCAGAGGCUUAAAGGCCUCCACAAGGCUCUAUGA
This is a messenger RNA of Prionailurus viverrinus (fishing cat), 945 nucleotides long. Its product is annotated as olfactory receptor 6V1-like. The coding region runs from base 1 to 945 and encodes 314 amino acids. Gene Ontology annotation, biological process: G protein-coupled receptor signaling pathway. The record is from RefSeq and is a predicted model, not a curated record. The transcript has a single exon. Gene Ontology annotation, cellular component: membrane. Gene Ontology annotation, molecular function: G protein-coupled receptor activity; olfactory receptor activity. NCBI's taxonomy places the organism in Eukaryota, Metazoa, Chordata, Mammalia, Carnivora, Felidae.